CACGGUCCCAAAAGCCCAAGUCUCUGUGAAGAGGAGUGGGGGGACACUUCGGUGGCUUCCCAUCCACACAGAACCCAAAAGCCAUGGAUUAUCCAAUCACCAAUCUCUCCUCUUCAUUCCUUCCCUCCUCCCGCUAACCCAAUCUUUUUCCCCCCCACAUUAAUCCUUUACCAGCAGAAGAGAAGAAUCCAAGAAGCCAUGCUUAUAAACCUCUCGGCAUGCCCGCCAUCAUCAUCUUCCUCCUACUCCUUCACCAGAUUGGUCGGCCCCAAGUCCCUCCUCUCCGAAUGCCCCCUGAAGCCCAGAACCCACUUCUCAAAAUCUCUUCUUGCUCCCUCCCCUCUCUGCUCUCUCUCCUGGGCGCAACCUAAUUCCGACGGCAAGAACAGGGUGUCCUUCGGGAAGGGCGGGUCUCCGCGCGGGAAGAGGCUCGAUUCGAGGGCGUUCGCCGCUCCCGGGUUCGAUUUGGGCAACUUCGAGUCGGUCCUGGAGGCUGCUGGAGUCCUCACCGCCAUUAUCGUGGUACACGAGAGCGGUCAUUUCUUGGCUGCUUAUCUUCAGGGCAUUCAUGUAAGUAAGUUCGCUAUCGGGUUCGGCCCGGUUUUAGCUAAGUUUAACGCGAACAAUGUAGAGUACUCUGUUAGAGCUUUCCCUUUAGGUGGAUUCGUAGGAUUUCCGGACAAUGAUCCUGACUCUGAAAUUCCGGUAGAUGAUGUGAAUUUGCUCAAGAAUAGGCCGAUAUGGGACAGGGUGCUAGUUGUUUCAGCCGGGGUGAUCGCCAAUAUAGUUUUUGCGUAUGUUAUAAUCUUUGUUCAAGUGUUGUCUGUUGGAUUGCCUGUGCAAGAGGCUUUCCCCGGGGUGCUCGUGCCUGAGGUCCGGGCAUUUUCAGCAGCCUCUCGAGAUGGGUUGCUUCCUGGUGAUGUGAUUCUUGCUGUUAAUGGAAAUAAAUUAUCAAGACAAGGGCCAACUGCAGUUUCCGAGCUAGUAGAUGUAAUUAAGAAAAGUCCGAGGAGGAAUGUGUUCCUUAAGGUUGAGAGAGGGAAGGAGGAUUUUGACAUUGGCGUGACCCCAGAUGAAAACUUCGAUGGGACUGGUAAAAUUGGAGUGCAAUUAUCGCCGAAUGUUAGAAUAUUGAAGGCCAUACCGAAAGAUAUUUUCGAAGCCUUUAACUUUACUGGCAAGGAAUUUUGGGGUCUGUCAUCCAAUGUGCUCGACAGCUUAAGACAGACUUUUAUGAACUUCUCGCAAACUGCUGGCAAAGUUUCUGGUCCUGUAGCUAUCAUUGCUGUAGGGGCAGAAGUUGCUAGAUCGAAUAUCGAUGGACUUUACCAAUUUGCGGCUGUGUUAAAUAUAAAUCUGGCAGUCAUAAAUCUACUUCCAUUGCCUGCAUUGGAUGGAGGCACGUUGGCCUUAAUUCUCGUGGAGGCGGCAAGGGGUGGAAGGAAGCUUCCUCUGGAAGUGGAACAGCGUAUCAUGUCCUCAGGAAUCGUGUUUGUCAUAUUCAUCGGGCUAUUUCUCAUUGUUCGGGAUACACUCAACCUUGACUUCAUCAAAGACAUGUUGUGACUGCCAACUGGACCCUUUUGCUGGAAAAAAAUUCCACAUGUAUCUUAGCACAUCGUUGACCUUCUGUUGAUCAUGAUAUCAGGAGGAACGGGAAACAUGAUGUGAGUGGACGUAUCUGGCUCUUUUCUCUCAGGAAGUAAAAGGAAAGAUGGUAUUUGGCUUCUUCCUUUUCGAAGUUUGUACAUCUGCCGCUGUUCUUGGUCAUAGACCUGGAAGGCGUAAUUCUUGUGGAAUUAUAUUUAAAAUACUUGCAUGGGUUGCAUACCCAACAUCCUGUCUAUUCCUUGAUAGAUUCAUGUUAUCUAUACCUCAUUCUAAUGGUCCUGUCUAAUUUGGCUCUUUUGAGACUUCUAUUUGCGUAAGGUGAUUGUUAACUAUUGAUCUUUUGAUUUUA
This is a messenger RNA of Eucalyptus grandis, 1960 nucleotides long. RefSeq names its product membrane metalloprotease ARASP, chloroplastic. Bases 199 to 1566 code for a protein of 455 amino acids. The transcript has a single exon. The record is from RefSeq and is a predicted model, not a curated record. Gene Ontology annotation, biological process: proteolysis. Gene Ontology annotation, molecular function: metalloendopeptidase activity; protein binding. Lineage: Eukaryota; Viridiplantae; Streptophyta; Magnoliopsida; Myrtales; Myrtaceae. Gene Ontology annotation, cellular component: membrane.